Zingiber officinale is the source of this 1157-nucleotide messenger RNA. RefSeq lists its product as uncharacterized. Lineage: Eukaryota; Viridiplantae; Streptophyta; Magnoliopsida; Zingiberales; Zingiberaceae. Bases 268 to 1047 code for a protein of 259 amino acids. The record is from RefSeq and is a predicted model, not a curated record. The transcript has 2 exons.
CCCGCCCCCAUCUCGUCACUCCGCUACCAACUUUCCGCAACGUCGGCUCUACGAUCCGCUGCCUACUCGAGGCUUUCGGCUACCUAGGCGUCCACUGCAACUGAACCAUCCGCUCACUCCUCCAGGUAUUCCUCUACCCCUUCCUCAUCGGCUUCCCGCGUACGCUUUCUUGACUCCUUCCAGGUAUUCCUCUACCUCUUCCUCAUCGGCUUUCCGAUACGCUUUCUUGACGCGAGUUCACUCUUUAUUCCGCUUCAAGUUUCCAAAAUGGAAACGAUCAAUUCACUCUCAAGAAUUUUCCAAGAGAAAGAGGCUAAACUGGUUAGUCAAGAACAAAAGAUUGCCUCUCUGUCAGAAGAAAAACAGAGCUACGAAGCUCGAAUUAAAUUUCUAGAAGAUAAAGCGAGCCAAAAUAUUGAAACACAACAGUUGAGCCAGCACAGUGACAGAGCUACAAUCAAGCGCCUCCAAGACCAAAUCAUCCAUCUAUUGGAAGAAAAGCAAAACGACAAGGCUACAAUUACAAGUCUUCACGACAAAAUGAGCCAGCACAUUGACGACGCUACAAUUAGACUGCUACAUGAUCAAAUGAGCUUAAACACUGACGAAGCUACAAUUCAACUUCUCCAAGAUCAAUUGAGCGAGUAUACUGAAAAAGCGCAAAGAUACGAAGCUCGAAUUAAAUUUCUGGAAGAUGAAGCUAAUCAACGUACUGCACAGCUGAGCCAGGACAGUGAUAAAGCUAUAAUUAAACUGCUAGAGGAUCAAGUUAUGAAACUCAUGGGAGAAAAGCAGAGAGAUGAAGCCACGAUUAAACGCUUUCAACAUCAAGUUAGCGAGCACAUUGAAAAAACGCAAAGAAACGAGGUUGCAAUAAAAUGUCUCCAAGAUCAAGUCAGGCAUCAUACUGAAGAAAUACAAGCAAAAGAAACUGAAAGCAAGCUUUCUGGCAAGAAGAAUCCGGCAAAAGGACAGAAAUGGCUCAAAGUUGGUCUCUUGGUGUUAGUAUUUUUUUUAGGUCGCUUCGAAGGAAGGAGAGGUCGAUGAUUAACAGGCAUUUCGUCACGUCCUAUGAGUUUUUUCUUUUUUUUUUGGGUAAAUAAUUGUUGGUAACGUCUCCGUUAACUCAUAUACAUUUUGAAAGUGUAAAUACUCUU